CUAGGCAUGCAGACUGCUUCUACAAAUAUUUGUGAAAGAGUGGGCCGCUCUCAGGAGCUCAGUGAAUUCAAGCGUGGUACUGCGACAGGUUGCCACCUGUGCAGUAAGUCCAUCCGCAAAAUUUCCUUGCUACUAAAUAUUCCACAGUCAACUGUUAGUGGUAUUAUAACAAAGUGGAAGCAGCUGGAAACAACAGCAAUGAAGCACGCCUCCACUGGACUCUAGAGUAGUGGAGACAUAUUCUCUUGAGUGACAAAUCACGCUUCUCUGUCUGGCAAUCCAAUGAACGUGUCUGAAUUUGGUGGUUGCCAGGAGGACGGUACUUGCCUGACUGCAGU
This is a messenger RNA of Staurois parvus, 338 nucleotides long. NCBI's taxonomy places the organism in Eukaryota, Metazoa, Chordata, Amphibia, Anura, Ranidae. The record is from the annotation of a GenBank genome assembly.